Oncorhynchus masou masou (cherry salmon) is the source of this 2782-nucleotide messenger RNA. RefSeq names its product synaptogyrin-3-like. The transcript has 4 exons. Gene Ontology annotation, cellular component: neuromuscular junction; synaptic vesicle membrane. The record is from RefSeq and is a predicted model, not a curated record. The coding region runs from base 111 to 806 and encodes 231 amino acids. NCBI's taxonomy places the organism in Eukaryota, Metazoa, Chordata, Actinopteri, Salmoniformes, Salmonidae.
CGUGCACAUCGUGUGCGCGCAGGACCCUUCCCUACACUACAAGACAGUACCAAACCCAGCCUGGAGCCUGACGCAAGGUAGCGCACCCAGAGAACAGAGAGAGAGAGAAGAUGGACGGAGUGGGAUCGUUCGGAGCGGGCCUGGCGGGUGCUGCCUUCGACCCGGUUUCCUUCAUCAAGCAGCCGACCACCAUCCUCAGGGUCCUGUCCUGGGUAUUCUCCCUGGUGGUGUUUGCCUCUAUAGUGAAUGAGGGCUAUGUGAACCUGGGUAGUGAACGUCUCCACUGCGUGUUCAAUAAGAACGCUGAUGCGUGUAACUACGGAGUGUUCUGUGGUUUGGUGGGCUUGUUGCUGUGCUCCUUCUUCUUCCUGUUGGAUGUGAAGUUUCAACAGAUCAGCUCUAUAAAGGACAGGAAGAAGGCUGUGAUGCUGGAGGUGGGGGUUUCAGGUUUCUGGACGUUCCUGUGGUUUGUGAGUUUCUGUUUCCUGGCCAAUCAGUGGUCUAGGACCGCCCCUGAGGACCUGCCACUCAACCAGGGGGCUGACGCAGCCAGGGCAUCUAUCGCCUUCUCAUUCUUUUCCAUCCUCACUUGGGCUGGUCUGACGGUGCGUGCAGUCCAGAAAUAUCUCCUGGGAACAGACAUGACCCUCUUCACCACCGACCAUCUGGACGGAGUCGUGCCGGUAACACCAUACCCCCCCACCACCACCGGGGGCACCAUCGAGCCCAGCGACAACUACCAGAGCCCCCCGUUCACAGAGGGGCUGGAAGCCCCUGCCCCCACAUACCAGGUCCCCAUAUACUAGUCCCUCCCUGUCCCCCUAGUCCCUCCCUGUCCUCAUAUACUAGUCCCUCCCUAGUCCCCAACUCCCUGUCCCCACAUACCAGGUCCUAUCCACUAGAGAACAAAGUGCUGAAAGUGCUGAAGGGGACCUAGUUACAUGUACAGUCCCUCCAUGGUAAUGUUUUUAAGAGGAUGUUCUGUUCUUGGGUUCGGUGUUACCUGCAUGUUCUGUAAGACUGACUAAGUGCCAAACUGUCUUGUGUGUCUGACAGUGACUGUAGAUAGUAACUUUCACCACUAUGAUGUUAACGUGACCAAGUGCAAUAUCUCCCUCCACCCAGUAGCCACUCUGCCGACCAGUCAUACACUAUUCCCUAUGUAGUGCAUCAAUGAUGGCCAGCUGAGCCUUUACCACCAGUGCACUUUGUAAGGUAAUAGUGGUUUCAGAUGCCCCCUAAACUAAUGUGUGCAAACAUCACAGAAGAUUCUGGCUUGUUUAUGUUUACAUUCUAGAAGUGGUUUGUUUACAUUUAGAAGCUAUUUAUUUACCUUUUAGAAGCAGUUUGUUUACAUUCUAGAAGCUGUUUGUUUACGUUCUAGAAUCUUUUUAUGUUUCUUUUCUAGAAGCUGUUUGUUUACAUUCUAGAAGCCGUUUGUUUACGUUCUAGAAUCUUUUUAUGUUUCUUUUCUAGAAGCUGUUGGUUUCAUUCUAGAAGCUGUUUGUUUACUGUUCUAGAAGCUGUUUUUAUGUUCUAGAAUAUUUUUAUGUUUCUUUUCUAGAAGCUGUUUGUCAUUCUGGAAGCUGCCAAACUGCCCUGCUAGUUGUCUUCCUUCACAGAGCAUCAGCCAGUCAGCUACCCAGAGAUAAACUAGACAUACCAUGAUGGCUCUUUAUUACUGUAUAUACCCUGGGUCUGGGUCUCUCUAAAUCUGCUCAGUGGAAUACAACCGUGCCCAUUGUUAUCAUGGCGACAACACACCCACACACACACUCACUAGUGGACCUCACUGCCCAGUGUGUGUGUGUCUGGUGUGUGUGUGUGUGUGUGUGUGUGUGUGUGGUAUUUGUUGUUUCAGGUCUGAAGAAAAAGAAAGACAAGUAAAGCGUUCUUCUGUUGGUGGUGUUCCGGAACAGAGGUGUUCCGGAACUGUCUGUCUCACCAUCUUGUACAGUGUCUCUAGGUGAAGCCUAGACAUUACAUGUCACUGUCUGUAUUGACAGUCAUAUUACAUAUUAUAUUACAAUUCAAGAGGUUUUGUGUUUGUUGAUAUAACAGUCAACAGAUGAAAUAAUGCUGAAUAUAACUGACCUCCAGAAAGUCUAGUCUGUGGUGCCAUCUGCUCCUUGUAACACUAGCGCGUGUAACAGCGCCCUCUAGCUGCCGAGGGACUAGAGCUUUUAAAGGCCCAAUGCUGCAGCUCUUUUUUUAUCUGAAUAUCAAAUCGUUUCUGACGAAUUAGUACAUUUCUGUGAUUCUUUUAGACAAUUUAAAUUGAAAAUAAAUAAAUAAAAUAGCUUCUUAGCAAAGAGUAAUAUCUCAAGCAAGAAUUUUGCUAGGACUGUCGGAGUGGUGAGGGGGAAACUAGCUGUUAUUGGCAGAGAGAUUUCGAGCUCUUAUUGGUCUAUUAACUAAUUAACCGCCUGGUUACGUCACCAGGCAGGCCAAAACUCCAUCCCACCAAAACAGACUGAAAUUUCAGACGGUCGUUUCAAACAGCAUUAUGAAUUUCACAGUAUUAUUCCAACAUCAUAGCGUGGAAAUAUAUCAAACACAGGAAAGUUUUUGACUGCCUUGGCCCUUUAAAAUAAGUUUAAAAGUGAUGAAUGUAAUAUUGUGUGGGCAAAAUGUUCUGUUGAAUUCUGUGUAAUUGUGAAUUUUGAUUUAAAGAGCCGUUUGUUUUGAUUUUAAAAUUCAUUUGAUCUGAAUUGAUAUGGAAAAACGUUGAUUUACCCCUAAAAAAACCUUAAAGGUUGAAUAAAUUGACUUACACAUAGGA